Molecule: messenger RNA, 2121 nt
Organism: Oryza sativa Japonica Group (Japanese rice)
Lineage: Eukaryota; Viridiplantae; Streptophyta; Magnoliopsida; Poales; Poaceae
Source: RefSeq, a predicted model, not a curated record
AUGGAGCAGCAGCACCUGUCCGUAGCACAGAACGUGACCCGCGCCGCCACGGCGUGGGCGGCCAGCCCGGUGGGUCUCCUGGUCCGCGUGGAGGCGCUGGUGACGGCCAGCUGCGCGCUCCUCGCCACGCUCGUCUUCCUCGGCUCUGGCCGCCGCACCAGCCGCAGCGCCGCCUUCCGUUUCGUGGUCUGGCUGGCGCUGAUGCUGAGCUACCCGGCGGUGUCCUACACGAUCGGGCUGAUGCAGUCGGGCUCCUUCCGCAACGACAUGGUGGUGGUGUGGGCAUGCUUCCUGCUCGGCUGCGCCGACGGCAUCGCCGCCUGCAGCCUCGACGGCGCCGACCAGCAGGCCCGCACCAUGAUCAGCCAGGCCACGCAGGUGUUCUACGUCAUGCUCCUCCUCAUCUCCUACCUCGGUUCUCUGCAGCUGCAGCUGAAGGUGCUCCUGUCGCUGCUCUGGUUGCUCAACGUCGCCAAGCUCGUGUUGCGCCUACGGGGCCUCCUCGCCGCCGGCCGUGACCGCGUCCUCACCGCCGACAACUGGCUCAUCUCCAAGUACAUGGCUCACGAGAAGGUCAGCAGCAUCUGGGAUUUCGACCCGGCCACCAUGAGGGGCUACAGGUACGUGGUCACCGGCGACGACAAGAAGAACGUGCAGUACCAGUAUGGCGCCGCCGAGUACAAGGUGAACGACGAGCUCGUCACCGUCGAGAAAGCGUGGGAGCAGCACGACGGGAGCCUACUGAGCGACGACGACAAGCUCAAGGAUCUGUGCCUCUCCUUCUCGCUGUUCAAGCUCCUCCGGCAACGCCUCAACCUCAACGGGAAGCCGUUCCACGAGCCCAAGGACAUCAGGACGCUCGUGUUCGUCCGGAGGGGGCUCGCCGGCGGCGACUCCUGCGAAGACCACGACAGGAUGUACCGUGUCAUCGAGGUGGAGCUGGGUUUCCUCUUCGACUUCUACUACGCGAGGUACCCCUCGCCGAAGCAGACUCUCGUCCCGGAGACGGCCACGUUCAUGGCGGCCGCCGCGCUGAGCCUCUCCACCCUCUUCUCCCCGGCGCUGGUGAUCUCCCUCUUCCUGGUCCUCGAGCUCUCCCAGUACCUGUCCCUCGUCUUGUCGGACUGGCACAGGGUGAAGAUGCUGUGCCGCUACGUGCGCCACCGGCCAUGGUGGCAAGGCCACCCGAUCCUGGAGAAGUUCCUAUGGCUGACGUGCCGCGCCACGCUGACACGAAGCUACUGGAGCAACUCGGUUGGGCAGUACUCGCUGCUCCACUCCUGCCUCGAGAACCAGAGCUCCUGCCUCCUCACGCGCGUGCCGCUCCACAGGUGGGUCAAGGAUCAGCUGGCCACGACGAGGGCAGUGACGCGGCGGAGCCUGCCGGUGGCGGUGAAGCGCCAGAUCCACCGGCUGCUCCGGUCGGAGUGGCUGUCCAACGUCAAGUACGGCGACCGGACGCUGCAGAGGAACGACAUGCUGCAGGUGUUCGACUGGUCCACCUCCAGGUACAAGUUCGGCACCAUGGGCAGCAUCCUCAUCUGGCACAUCGCCACCGCCAUCUGCGACGACGAGCUCUCCAAGCUGUUUGGCGCCGCCGGUGGCAAGGCACGGCCACGCGCCGCCCACAACGCCGUCGCCGCCGACAGCCGCGAGGUGGCCACCGUGCUCUCCAACUAUUGCGCCUACCUGCUGCUCCAGGCGCCGGAGCUGGUGACGGAUGAGGUCCACGACGAGCGGCUGCUGAUGGAGGCCGUGCAGGAGGCGAUCCAGAACUACCUCCGAAACAUAGGUUGCCGCCGCUCCAAAGACGCCAUGUUCGCCAGCUUGCGAGAGUUCAUGCCGGCCGACGAGGCCAACUUUACCGGAGAAGCCGUCCUAGCCGACGGCGCACAGCUGGGGUACCAGCUGCUCUCGGCCAUGGCUGACGAGGCGGCGCUGUGGAACUUACUGGCCGAGAUGUGGGUGGAGCUGCUGCUGGCGGUUGCGCCGUCGGAGAACGUGACGGGCCACGUCAAGAAGCUGGCCACCGGCGGCGAGCUCAUCACGCACCUCUGGGCUUUGUUGACGCACGGUGGGAUUAUCAAAAGGCGAGAGAAGCCUUACUAUGACUCCCGUUAG